Molecule: messenger RNA, 2211 nt
Organism: Uncinocarpus reesii 1704
Lineage: Eukaryota; Fungi; Ascomycota; Eurotiomycetes; Onygenales; Onygenaceae
Exons: 1
Coding region: 1-2211 (736 amino acids)
Source: RefSeq, a predicted model, not a curated record
AUGAGCCCUCCGAAAAAGCGUGCGAACCAUCAUCGAAGUGUGUCGCAGUUCUUUAGCUCACCAGUUAAAAAACGCUCCAAACGCGAGUCUCAGUCUGAUCCCGGCUUCACGACUCAGUGUCAACCCAUCCCUAGGAUCUCCUGCCAGGAAAGAAUCCAUUAUCCGAUUUAUAAUCCCAACGACCCUCGGCACAACCCAGAACUCAAAAACCGACUACAAUCUGCGAUGCCUCCAGAAUCCUCAGAUCGUAAACCAUCUGCACGACCCCAAAAGAUCGCGGUGGCGGUUUCACCAAAGAAGUCUUCACCGUCAAAAUCUCUUCGCCAAGCACGCUCAAGCCUAAAAGCGUUGGCGGGAAGUAUUCGAUCGAAGUCCCUUUUCAAUCGCAAAGAGAUCCCAUCCUUUUCAGAGGCAGAACAUUGCCAACCCCUACCGGAAACUUCACCUCCGAAAUCCCAAGAGGACCUGGGUUUACGUCGUUCCCUUCCGGUCGAUAUUCCAAACCAUUCACCUACGUCAAAAUCAGCGAGUAUCGGGCAACCUCCGGAACUUCCCUCAGCCGAUACACUCGAAAGUCCCGAUGCGGCAAUAUCGUUAUACGGAACAAAGCCUCCAGGCAUUAAAAACAGAAUUUUUGGGUCGCCCUUUUUGUCUAAACUUGUUAAUCGCCGAAGUCGCCAGUCCAGGGUUUCAAAUGAAUUAGAAACGCAUGAUGGUGCCUCGGAUAGAGCGUCUUCGUCGAGUGAUGGCCCUCCCGAAAUAGAGAUUCGCGAUCGCAACUUUGGAAAUGAAGAUAUAUUCGGCCUAUUCUAUGAAGCGAAUACAUCUUUAGAUGUCUUAAGCAAUACAGAACAACCUUCUUCGGCUCAUAACACUCCGAGUGCCGCACAAACAUCGACCACACUUACCCAAUCCGCUACAUGCCCUCCUUUUGAAACCGUCGAUGGAACACCCAUGGAAUCUACAUCGUAUGGCUCCACCCUAGCCAAUCCCUGCGAUGCAAGUGCGAAUUCAGUUUCGGGUCGAGCUACUUUCCAGUUGCCUUCCCAUCGAGCCUCUUCGAGGAUCUCUGAUUCCCAACUAUCUUUGGAGCCAGGAAUGUGGAUGGCUAGCAAAAAUUUCCGUGCUUCCCAGACAUCAGUUCGCGCCGUCUCUGAGUGUAACACUGAACAAGAUUCCACUUUCGGCACCGACUUGUGCCGCACUGAUUGUCAAGCGGAUGGGGACAGUGACAGUCUAGGUAAUAACCCCUUGCUGUUGCCAUGGCUAGUUUCCAUGGGAGCCUUUCAGAAUGAUCGUGAGAUUAAACCCAUUUUGGACUGUUCCAUAUUUUCUAAGUGCUCAGAAAUUCUAGCAGAUUCCGCACAUCUCGCCCAACACCGAGACAGCCCAGUUGGUGGCAAUGUUGGCAAGCACAUCCGAAUGACUAGUGCUAGCGAUGUCUUGACCCCCUCCACAACAGAAGAAACCAAAGAUGCGGCAAUCGGCUAUCAGUUGCAUCCUAUCACCCCCGGUAGUCAAAGCCUGGACGAGGGAAGAAAGCCUGAUGAGUGGGGUGUUGGGCAAGUAUCUCAAACACCUAUGGAAAAGGAUUACCCUACGAGACCGGAACGCAAAGCUGAAUGUUCCCAAACCGUGGAACAACUACCCUCAAGCUUGCUCUUUUUGGUUGAGGCUAUCGAUCGAACGUCUGGCCUUGAGUUGGAUCAUCGUUUCAAUGAUAACGAAGAGUUUCAAUCCCCCGCUGAGUUGCUUCCCAUCGGCCUGUCGGAAUCAUUUCGCGAGGAACAGUUGCGCUCAAAGACAAAACUCCGCAAAACUGAUCAGAGAGAAUAUGCAUCUUUGCUUAGCGAAGGGUUGAACGCGGGAACCAAGUCUCCAGGGGAAACCGGAAAGUGCCCAAUCAUGUCAGUAUCAGCCUCAACGGCUAUGCGGGUGCGUCUAUCCUUGAGUGAUACAUCUAGACAUAAGGUCAACUCCGAACCUGAUCCCAACUCGGGAAUUAGAGAUAUUGGAGGACGUUUAAAUCGCAAAGAGGGCUCCAGCGCUGAUUCUAACGACUCAAGUCAAAGCGAGCCGAUGAGUAGCACAACACACGCUACUACUUUUAGCUCUAUCUCGAGUAUUCGAGACUUCGAAAGUGAGAAAAAAAGACUGGACAUAUUCCCUUCCCUUAAGGAGAUGAACCCCAAUGAGAGCAACAAUCACUAA